This is a messenger RNA of Amphiprion ocellaris (clown anemonefish), 2624 nucleotides long. RefSeq names its product collagen alpha-1(XXIII) chain-like. Bases 1573 to 2337 code for a protein of 254 amino acids. The transcript has 10 exons. Lineage: Eukaryota; Metazoa; Chordata; Actinopteri; Pomacentridae. The record is from RefSeq and is a predicted model, not a curated record.
AACAGCAACUUUAUUCAUGUUAUUCAUUUAGGUCUUUUAUUUGCAGAAAAUUACAGACAGAAGAACUGAGAUCUGAAGGAAAAGUACAAAAACACAGAGGACAAAACACGGAAAUUUUAAUUCAGAUUUACGUAAAACAUCAAAAGUAUUAAUACCAAAAUAAACUUAACCCUCCUUUUAUCUUCAUUUACAGGCACCAAAAAAUAUUGUUCCCUUGUCUAAAAAAAAUUCUGCAAAACACUUCCCCAAAUUUAUAAAAAUUUACAGAAUCUUCAGGAAUAAAAUUCCAAAAAUUCCUUAAAAGUUUCCCUUAAAAGUUUGAUUCUAAAAAUAUUCCCAAAUUUGGCAAGACAUAAAUUUUUUUUUUAAAUUGUAAAUAUUUUCAAAAAAUGAAUAAAAAUCUUCCAAAAAACAAAAACAAUGAAUGACAAAAAUUGCACAAAAUGACAAAAAUGAGGCAGAAAAUGACAAAAACGAGACACAAAAUGAGAAAAAUGAAACACAAAAUGACAAAAACAAGACACAAAAUUACAAAAAUUAAACACAAAAUGAGAAAAAUUAAACACAAAAUGACAAAAACAAGACACAAAAUUACAAAAAUUAAACAAAAAAAUUUUUAAUUAAAAAUUGUAAAUAUUUUCAAAAAAUGAAUAAAACUCUUCCAAACAAUCCUAAAAAUAUCUAAAAUGAUUCCAUAUAUAUCAGUAAAACUUCUAAUAUUUUCUUUGAGAACAUUCACAUAAAAAUCAACCAAAAUCCAGUGUUCCCUAUAUUUUGGUUGACUUUUGUGAAUGUUCUUAAAGAAACUUUUUUUUAAACAUUUCUUUUUUCCACCAAAAAAUGUUCAAAAAUGUCCCGAAAAUGUUAAAAAUGUGGACAUCGGAAGUUUCACUGUGAGAAUAUUUUCCCCCCACAUUUUCAAACUUUAAAACGGAUCGAUUUGAUCCGCAGGACGGCACGAGGGUUAAGGUCCCAAAAGUAAAAGUGCUCAUAAUACAGAAUAAAAUCUGCCAAAUUAUUGUAAUUAAUGAUGCAUUUUAUUUACUGUUUUAUCUCAUGUUAUUCUCAUUUCAAAGUUUUAUGGAGCAACUUGUGAUUCCAGUUUUAAAAGGUUCUACAAAAAAUACAGUUUAUUUUUAUUAUUAAAUACUUUAGAUCUGCUGCUGUUGAGUUUAGCUAGCACACUAUUAAAAAAUCUGUAAGAAAGUGAAAAUCUGCACCAGAGCCUUCUCCAGAUCCACAAAACACAUGCAGACUGGCAAGUGGAACUCCCAUGACCCCCUCAGCAGCUCUGCAAGAGUAAAGAUCUGAUCCACUGUUCCACCACCAGGACGGAAUCUGCAUUGCUCCUCCUGAAUCCGAGGUUCUACAGUCGGUCAGAGCCUCCCUUCCAGCACCCUAGAAUAAACUUUCCCAGGGAGGCUGAGAAGUGUGAUACCCUGGUAGUUGGAACACACUCUCCAGUCCCCCUUUAUGAAAAUGGGAACCACCUCCCCAGUCUGCUUCUCCACAGGUACUGUACCUGAUGCCUACGCUACAUUGUAGAGACGUGUCAGCCAAGACAGUCCAACAAUGUCCAGAGCCUUCAGCAUCUCAGGGUGGAUCUCAUCCACACCUGGUGGAGUUUCUUCACUUCCUCAGCAACCUCUGCCAUGGAUAUGGAUGAAGAUCCCCCGAGACCCUACCAGGGGCUAUUGCCUCAGACAACACAUACUCAAACCCCUCCACCGUGACAAGGGAGAAAAAGGUGACCGAGGCUGGAGGGGUCUGUACGGAGAUAUCGGGACUCCUGGGAUGAUAAAGGGCUUUAAAGGACGUAAAGGAUUCAGGGGCGAUAAAGGAGUGAAAGGAAAACGAGGCCUCAGUGGACAGAAGGGUGAACCAGGCAUCACUGCUCCACCAGGAGAAAAGGGCGACCCGGGUCAGUGGGGCGAUGCCGGCCAGAGAGGAGAGGCUGGGUCCAGAGGAGAACCUGGAGCAAGAGGAACUGUGGGGUUGAAGGGACCUCAUGGACCAACAGGUCAGUCGGGUCAUCCUGGUCCAGCAGGACUACCGGGUCUGACUGGAGACCCUGGACUACCUGGACAAGUGUUUGUCCUUCCAGGUCUGCCGGGGGAACCAGGAAGUCCAGGUCCAGCAGCUGAAUGCAGCUGUUCACAAGUUCACACCUCCCAGAGACUGAAGGACAGAAUCCAGACGGUUUUUAUCGCAGACGGGGAGAAGGAGAUGAGGAAGCUUCGGUCGGAGAACGUGGUGGUUCUGCGAACAGACAGAAAAGCUCUUUACAUUUACACCGAAUCCCAGUGGAUCAACGUUCUGGAGGACCCCCGACACUGAGCCCAGCUGAUCCAGCACAUCGAUGGACAUCACAUCAGACAGCAUCUUAUUGUAUUUACAGAGUCUAGCUGAUGAUUUCCAUGCAUGCAUGUGCAGCAUUUCAUCGCAUUAAACAAUUCUUGCUGGUUACACACUUAAAUGAACCUCAACUCUGUAUUUUUCCCUGUAGUUUGACUUGUUUUACACCCUAAAUCUACAAUAUUUCUUUAUUCUAUUGCCCUGUAGAUGCUGCUGCAGUGAUCCAACAAAGAGAUCAAUAAAAGUCUGAUUCCUGUCUGUUACCUCCA